AUUCACAAGAACUGAAUAUCCUUGUGUGCUGACCUUUGCAUUGCAUUGCUAAUGUUAAGUAAGAGAAUGAAUGGGAAACAAAUGGUAGUAUUUGGGGAUGUUUUUCUUUCCUUUUUUAAGAAAAAAAUGGCAAAUGGUGUGGAUACACUUGCCACAGAACAUAAAAGCAUAAGAGUUCUGGCUGUUUGAGGGGAAAACAAAAAGUUGAUUUCUUUUUUCAACUGUAAAAAUUAGCCAGGUUCUCCCAGGAGCUUAAAGAAAAAAAAAGCUUUGAGAAAUGGGAGUGAGUUACAAGAGAUGGUUUGUGUAACAAGUUCCUCAAACCACAGAGGUCACAUGGGCUCUUUCUGCUUUGCUACUUUUGAUUACUUGUCAGAGUUGUACUUUUAGCUUCCCCCACCUGCAAGGCCACUCAACCAUGUGCUAGCUGGAGUGAUCUUUAUUCACAAUGUCUUUACAAAGGCUCCUGCAACACAGCAGCAAUGGCAAUUUGGCGGACUUCUGUGCUGGGCCAGCGUAUAACUCUUACUCCACACUCACAGGCAGCCUUACAAUGGACGAUAAUAGAAGGAUUCAAAUGCUGGCAGACACAGUGGCUACUCUGCCUCGGGGAAGAAAGCAGCUUGCUUUAACCAGAUCAAGUUCUUUAAGUGACUUUUCCUGGUCUCAAAGAAAGCUUGUUACUGUGGAGAAGCAGGAUAAUGAAACAUUUGGAUUUGAAAUUCAGACUUACAGGCUCCAGAAUCAGAAUGCCUGCUCCUCGGAAAUGUUCACUUUGAUAUGCAAAAUACAGGAGGACAGCCCAGCUCACUGUGCUGGCCUGCAAGCUGGUGAUGUCCUUGCAAAUAUCAAUGGUGUGAGUACAGAAGGUUUUACCCACAAACAAGUCGUUGACCUGAUCAGAUCGUCUGGAAACCUGCUAACGAUAGAGACUCUUAAUGGAACAAUGAUUCUCAAAAGAAUGGAGCUUGAAGCAAAGCUGCAGGUUUUAAAGCAAACCUUGAAACAAAAAUGGGUGGAGUACAGAUCUCUGCAGUUACAGGAACAUCGUCUGCUUCAUGGUGAUGAAGCUAACUGCCCAAGUUUGGAAAGCAUGGACUUGGAUGAAUCAUCUUUGUUUGGACCCCUGCCUGGGCCAGGACCAGCCUUUGUGGACCGGAAUCGAUUAUCCAGUGAGAGCAGCUGUAAGAGCUGGCUAAGCUCCAUGACGAUGGACAGUGAAGAUGGCUACCAGAUGUGUGUGUCUGAGGACUGCAGCAGGGGUGCCUUCAGUCGGCAGACGAGCACAGAUGAUGAGUGCUUUAUCCCCAAGGAGGGGGAUGAUUUUCUGAGGAGGUCAUCCUCAAGGAAGACCCGAAGCAUCAGUAACACCAGCAGCGGAUCCAUGUCUCCCUUGUGGGAGGGCAACUUCUCAAGCAUGUUUGGGACCCUGCCCCGGAAGAGCAGAAAAGGAAGUGUCCGAAAGCAACUCUUGAAAUUUAUCCCUGGCCUUCAUCGUGCUGUGGAAGAGGAAGAAAGUCGCUUUUGAUGGAUUGUGGUGUCCUUUUAAAUUAGCUUAUUUCACAAAUAUCUCUAGGCUCACCCAGAUCUCAGCUUGGUGGGAAAGUGCAGAUGAAUUGCAAAACUGACAUCCCAUUUCACCACAAUAGUGACCUUUAUUUAAAUGGUUGUGUCAUAGUUUUUGCUUCUUAAAUCAUUUUUUCAACCCAAACAUCGCAAGUUUUAAGCAGACAGGGAAACUAAAUAAUAAGUUAAUUAAUAUAACAAAGCUGCAAGUGCCUACUCAUUUCAGUGCUGUGAAAGCAAAACUAAUAUUUAUUUUCUAGAUUAUCCUUGUGAAAAAUUGACAAGUUUUUGAAGUCAAGCAUGAAUAAAGGUGUAGCAGAAUAUAA
Messenger RNA from Callithrix jacchus (white-tufted-ear marmoset), 1892 nucleotides. It is a transcript of the gene CYTIP, whose product is annotated as cytohesin 1 interacting protein. Gene Ontology annotation, molecular function: protein binding. Lineage: Eukaryota; Metazoa; Chordata; Mammalia; Primates; Cebidae. Gene Ontology annotation, cellular component: cell cortex. Gene Ontology annotation, biological process: regulation of cell adhesion. The record is from RefSeq and is a predicted model, not a curated record.